Molecule: messenger RNA, 558 nt
Organism: Penicillium angulare
Lineage: Eukaryota; Fungi; Ascomycota; Eurotiomycetes; Eurotiales; Aspergillaceae
Exons: 2
Coding region: 1-558 (185 amino acids)
Source: RefSeq, a predicted model, not a curated record
AUGGCUGCUCCAUCGGAAAUUACCCUGAAGAACCUUAAUGGUCAAUUUGUUAUGAACACCAGUAUCUCCGACAGUGGCGAUCCGAUCCUUAAACUCCAGGGUGUUAAUUUCUUCUUCCGAAAAAUCCUCAACAUGGUUGCAGUCACUGUCGUCUUCAAGGAGUGGGUGGAUGAGUCCGGUGUAACCCACGUUUUAAUUGAGAACAAGCCCUCGUCUGGCCUUCCAGCCAACAAUGAGGAUCGCGUACUGAAUGGCGAGCCCAAUAAAUUCGCCCACACUCUCUUCGGCAAUGUCAGCGUCCGUACAAAGUGGCAAUCCGUCAAGGAAUUAAACGACAUCGACGAGUACUUGGCAAAGGGAUUUGAAGAAGGGACUGAGGACCUUAUCUACUCUGAAACGGAGCAUGUGGAUCAGGAUUUGAUCACCCACCAGGCGUUUGGCUUCCAGGAAAUUAACGGAACAAGACACCACACUCGCCAUAUUGUGGUGAAGAAGGGAGAGGAUGUCGUAAGGGCGACAUUGGCUUAUGACUACCUGGGACCACGGGAUGAGCAAUGA